This is a messenger RNA of Lodderomyces orthopsilosis Co 90-125, 1041 nucleotides long. RefSeq lists its product as uncharacterized. NCBI's taxonomy places the organism in Eukaryota, Fungi, Ascomycota, Pichiomycetes, Serinales, Debaryomycetaceae. The transcript has a single exon. Bases 1 to 1041 code for a protein of 346 amino acids. The record is from RefSeq and is a predicted model, not a curated record.
AUGGUCUCAACUGGCAAUACAGUGUCUGUGUUUCGCACAACAAUGAAGGCCAUAUUUGGUCGUCGAAGGGAUUCAAAUAACUCACCACUAACCACGACAACCACGUCAUCCCCAGCUCCUACCCCAAAUGUAACCUUAAAUCGGCGAUUUUCAAGUUUGCAACCAACUUCUCAAUCACGAGGAGCGACGAAUAAUGACAUCAGUAAUGUGCCACCACUUUUGAGACACCACUCCUAUACGCUUCCGGAGUUCAACGGCAGUCUGUUAUGCACUGAGGAGGAAGAAAAUGAAGAAGAGAAAUGUACAAAUGUUGCAGCUAGUGACCUCCCCAACAGUUACACAAGAAACAUAAUUAUUACACGUAGGUUGCUUGAUGUGAUGUUUCCCAUGAACAGGUUACCAAAUUCGGAUUGCCCUCCAUUUCGGAAAAGUCAAUGGCAAUUGGUGUUAAAUCCCAGGUGGACUGAAUAUGUUCUCAUUUAUGCAAGACUUGAAUAUGGAUUAUCAAUUCUAACUCAAUUAAUCAAUGAGUUAAAACCAUAUAUCGACUACUAUCACAUACUUGAUCUUAAUCAAGGUAUCCUCUUGCAUUUCAAAAACAUGAGAUACCAAUAUUGGAUAUUGCAUCUAGUUAAUCCAGUUAUCGGAAUUCAACUUGUUAUGUCCUCACCCACUUGGUUUCAUACCGUCACAAAUUAUGAUAUAAUUAGUGCCUCAAGAGAGUAUAAUCUUCAAAUGGUGAAAUAUGAAAAGCUCCCAUUGACCAGGGUCCAAAGACAAGUGAUAAAGGUGUAUGGAAUUUCUCUGUUUGUGCCAAAGAAGUUAUUGAUCGAAGAAUUUCGCAAGUUGGGUAAAUUAAUAUCCUUCAAUUUUGCACCUACUGGGCCCUUGACUAGGUUUCAUGUCGUCAAACUACAAUAUUCAAAAGAAGAUGAUAAGGAGAGAAUCUCGGAGGAAAUAAAGAAAAAUGUCGGUGAUAUGAAAUGUAAGCUUGUAUUGAAAGUUGGCAUCAAACGAACGAAAAUUCAAAAAGCAAUCUAA